Molecule: messenger RNA, 953 nt
Organism: Pelobates fuscus (common spadefoot toad)
Lineage: Eukaryota; Metazoa; Chordata; Amphibia; Anura; Pelobatidae
Product: coiled-coil domain-containing protein 27-like
Exons: 7
Coding region: 75-905 (276 amino acids)
Source: RefSeq, a predicted model, not a curated record
GACAUGAAAAAGCGGCAUGACGUGGGUUGAGCCCCUACUGGCACCCCAAAUUCAGGAUUCUCAAUUCAUAAGCAAUGGAAACAGACAAUACAGAGAGUUUGCUAACUGAAUGCAAUGCAGAUGAAGAAAUUAGUGAGAGUGAAGAUGCCAGUCAUUUAUGUAACUCGAUUCCAGACCACCCAGAUGUAACUUACAGCAAAGAAGAUCAAGUUAAGGCGUUACAACAUGAACUAGAAAGCCUGAUAAGGGUCCAUGAGAUAAGUAAAGGAACAGUCAUCUCACUGCAGAGACAAAUUUCAUUACAAGAAUGUCAACUCAGGAGAUCGGAGUCUGAAAAAGAUACCCUGCAGAGACACCUAAAGGAGAGAAUCAUUCAGAUCAAGGCCAUGUCUUCCAAGUUUUCAAGACUGCGGGAAGAGGGAAAUCAUGAAGAAAUGAUGGCCGCUAUAAGAAAGGAAAACUGUGACAUUAAAGAGCUUGUUUUAGAACUGAAAUCGGAGCUGAUAAAACAAAAUGAUAAAAUUGAUGAGUUCAAGACCCAAGUUCUGGGUCUACAGAAGGAGACUAUAGAAUGUCAAAGUGAAAUUAAUAAACUUAAGCAGGAAAAGCACAGCAUUCAGAGCAAGGCUGAAGACUUGGAGUAUUCUGAGCUACAUGUGAAAAUGGAUCUGGAAAGUCUGAAGACCCGGUUUGAAAAAUUCCGUAGUCAAAUAAUUCAGAUUACAUUCAGCGCUCCGGGAGCAACUAUUCCAAAGGUUGAACUCACAGACGAUGACAUUCUAGCAGCCAUGCAGAAAGUAAUUGUGGACUUCUCAGAAUUCAACCAGCAGCCAAAGCAAAAAGAAAAAAAAAUAGGUUCACAGACCUCUCAAGCGGAGUCUACUAAAUCACAAGCAAAACAAUAAAUAAACUGGCAUUUGACUUGCAAAGCAUCACAUAAUGAUCUAUGUCUG